Molecule: messenger RNA, 1451 nt
Organism: Macrosteles quadrilineatus (aster leafhopper)
Lineage: Eukaryota; Metazoa; Arthropoda; Insecta; Hemiptera; Cicadellidae
Product: protein yellow-like
Exons: 8
Coding region: 55-1314 (419 amino acids)
Cellular component (GO): extracellular region
Source: RefSeq, a predicted model, not a curated record
ACUAAACACUAACCAGAUCAGCGAGCAUUGAGCAUUGAGCAUAGAGCAUUGAGCAUGGAACUGUGGACACUUGUGUGUUUGGGUCUGCUGCCCCAGGUGGUUCUGUCAAUCAACACUCGUCUCACGGAGGUGUUACACUGGACAUUGGUGGACUACGUGUUCGGAUCGCCUCAGGAACGCCAGGCUGCCUUGGACUCUGGGAGGUUUGUUCCUCAGAACAACCUCGCCCUGGGGGUAGAACGAUGGGGCGACAAGUUGUUCAUCACUGUCCCAAGGUUCAAAUCUGGAGUUUGGUCGACCCUCAAUUAUAUAAAACUGGAUGACAAAUUGGCUGAUAUCAAAAACUCUACUUCUCCACCUCUUAUACCUUACCCAAACUUGGAAGCCAACACAUUGGGCGGUGAAGCAAAGGCUUGGCCACCCAAGUUAACAUCUGUAGUGAGAGUCAGAGCAGACGCCUGUGACAGACUCUGGGUGAUGGACUCAGCUGUUAUAGAGAACAACAAACAGCUGGGGCCUCCUAAACUGAUGGUUUACGAUCUGAAGUCAGACUCGCUUCUGUUCUCGUACUCGCUGAAGGACAAAGAGUACAACGAGAAAUCUCUGUUUCCAUCCAUCACUGUAGACGUAACCUCGGCCAACUGUGACCACGCUCAUGUCUAUCUGCCCGAUGUCUACAACUACAACCUGGUCGUCUACAGUCUGCAGACCAAUGAGACGCAUCUGGUCACUCACAACUACUUCCACUUCGACCCUCUCUCCGGGGACUUCUCCAGCGGCAAAUUCCACUGGCAGUGGCAGGACGGUAUAUUCAACUUAGCGUUAUCCCCGGUAGAUAGAGAGGGGUAUCGUCUUGUCUAUUUCCACGCACUUGCCUCUACCAUGGAGUUUGUUGUUGCUUCCAAACAUCUGCAAAACUCCAGCAUGAUGAGUUCUGACAGCGCGGCUCAGGACUUCAGUGCAUUCAAGGUUCUUGGCAACCGAGGCAUGGGAGGCCAAAGUUCAGCAGAGUUCUUGGAUGAAGAGACGGGAGUUCUGUUCUUCACUCUGGUCACCAAGAAUGCUGUGGGAUGUUGGAACUCGUUCAAGGGAGAUGAGUAUGAAGACAAAAGUAUUGGUAUUAUCGCCCAGGACGAGGAAACUAUGGUUUUCCCCAAUGACCUCAAAGUGGAUAAAAAGGGCAAUCUAUGGGUCAUAAGUUCUCCCCUCCCAGAGUUCUUUUUUGGAAAUCUAAACCCAGAAAAUGUCAACUUCAGGGUGUUCAUGUCUCCGGUUCGUCUAGCCAUCAAGGGCACAGUUUGUGAUGAAAUGUAACUCACAUAUGCAUAAAAUACAGCACUUAACUUCAAAUUAAAUUUUUGCAUCCGAAAUUUCAAUUACAAAAGAAAUUAACUGUUAAAGUCUCCCCCUUAUUCACUCAAAACUGUUAUUUAGCUAGUAUUGGUCUUCAA